Messenger RNA from Macrosiphum euphorbiae (potato aphid), 741 nucleotides. NCBI's taxonomy places the organism in Eukaryota, Metazoa, Arthropoda, Insecta, Hemiptera, Aphididae. The record is from the annotation of a GenBank genome assembly.
AUGAAAAUUGAACUAAGACAUUUAGGAAUAAAAUUUAAUUAUGCAAAUUUAAAUCAAAAUGAUGAACUGUUAAAUUCUUACACUGGUUUACCUUCAAACUCAGUGUUUCAAGCGCUUUAUAAUUUAGUAAAACCAUUGAAUAUUGAAUAUCAUUUAAUGUGGUCUGUGGAAAGCAUCAAUAAAGAAGAUCAAAUAUUCAUAACCUUAAUGAAGUGGAGGCAUAAUUUUCCACAUUUUGAUCUAGCAGUCAGAUUUAACUCUAGUAGUGCUACUACCACAAAUAUUGUUAUAACCAAUUAUAAACACAGGAAUACUUGGAAAGCUUUGAUUGGAAUCGCUCCAAACGGUGUAGUUACAUUUGUGAGUAAAUUAUUCCCUGGGUCAACUUCUGAUAAAGUGAUAACUUUAAAAAGUGGACUUUUGGAACAGCUAGUUCCAGGUGAUCUAAUUCUAGCAGAUAAAGGGUUUCUAAUUAGAGAUAUAUUACCACCAGGAGUAUCAUUGAAUAUCCCUCCAUUUUUAGACACUCCACAAUUUACUCCUGAUCAAGUAGUACAGACUGAAACAAUAGCAAAAGCUAGGAUACAUAUUGAAAGAGCAAUUCAAAGAAUUAAAUGCUACUCAAUACUAGAUGUUAUUCCUUUUUCGAUGCUUAAACAAGCAGAAAGUAUUUUUCAAGUGGUUGCGGCGUUAACAAAUUUGCAGCCUCCACUUAUUAAAGAAAUUCAAACCCACAUGUGA